CACAAGAUAGCGGGGUGUGUAAAAAUGACCGCCAUAUUUUGCGUUUUAACUAAUUUCCUACUUAAUGACUUUUCUACUUUUCUUCCUUCGGAAUAAAUCCAUGAUUUUAAAAUGUGUAAGUCUGAUUUCUACAUAACAGUAGUAGGUUAAAUCUGUCUCCGUUUUGUCUUCUAAAUGUCUGUACAUUUUUAAAAUGUGUAAUCACAAUUUACAAGGGUCUUUUUUAUUGGUAACAGGUGUUUGUCAGUCAUUAGUAUAAAAAAAAUUGCAUGGGUCACCAUUGCAUGGGUGUCAUAUAAACCGAUUCCGCCAUAUGAUUGGUCUCUCUAACUAUAAUUACAUAUCAUUUAGAUUGUUUUUCAUUCCUAAUAGUGGCUGGUGAACGACGUAAAAUUAUAUUUAGCUCAAAACAACUCAUUUAGAACCACUAAACGUCACUGGAGUCGGUACUGAACUGGUCGCCCACUGAAUAUUACACUUGAAGUGUCAACUUGACAAACUCUUAUCAAUACUGUAUGGCUUGCAGAAAUAAGAAGCCAACUCAUCUUCAGCAGUCCUUUUAACUAAGACAUUAGUGAAAACUCAUUAAAUGUCCCAUCUAGUUCAUGUUUGCUUGGGUAGAUGACCUGUUGGUUUGCUUUAAGCCAUACAGUUAUCAGGUAUCAUCCUACCAAGUGAAUGAUACCAAUUAUUUCUGAAUACUAAUCCAUAGACUAAUCACUCAGAGAAAAGACUUAGUACUGAAGCCCAGAUAACCCACUUCUUAUGGUUCUUGGGGAUUUCCCUUCUGUUGCUUACCCUUACAAGGACACAAAACAUUACAACAAGCAGUCCAUCAUAUAGGAUGCUUUUAUGACGUAGCUUUUAAUGUACACUAAGUUGAUGAAGUUUGAAAUCUGAGAAUUAAGUUAAAACGCGUUGCCACUUUGAAGGUAGUAUACAUGUUAGAUUUAAUUUUUAUGGAUUACCUUUCCAAAUUGCUAUAUCAGAGCACUUUACGUGUUAACAAGACUCACUUUUUUGAAACACACGAUCCUUCUUAGUGGAAGUCAUUUCCUGUAUGAGGUAUGUAAAGUUUCAGUGAGACUAGUUUAUGGACGACCACUUGGCGACGCUAAAGUUUCUUCUUUCUCAGAUCUGUUUGGUGACUCAUACAAAUCGCUAUUACCUACCAAAACGAUAUUCAUUUCAGAAGACAUGUUACGGAAGAUAGUAUGGUAUUAUUAAUGUUAGGAGCAAAAGGAAUGGAAGUAUCUUCAUAUUUAGACAUGUUAAGAGUUGCGUCUGUUUGUUCAAAUAACCCACCGCUCAAUGUAUAAUCUUCCUCACCAUCACUGAUACUACCUCUGCCUUGAUUUUUUCGUUGUCGUCUUGUUAAUUCCACCUUCCGUGUUUUAUGUGAAACUGGUCUGGCACGCACUUAUGCCAGGCCCUGUAUUUAUUACGAUUGACUGAUGUGCAAGUAAUGCUCCAGAUAAAUCUUUGACCAAAUACUGGUAAUCUACGAUUGUCCUCUACUUUUAAUGUCCAUACUUUUAGACCACAAAAUAAAACAAUAAAAGAUCAUCCCUAGCAGUCAGACUUCCUGUUUAUGUCAUGGGUGAUACAAAUUGACUAAGACCAAGUGAAGUUUUUAAAUCGACCCGAGGUUUCAUCAGCAAAGUUGAUGAGACUUUCCCGGUAAUUUAAGCAGUUUGUGCUCUUGGCUGUUAGAUUCCCUUUUAUCACCGUAAGCAAUGACUGAACCAGUUUUUGGAUAGGGAAAUGCGUCCAAAGCAUCCUUGCGUUUUUGCCCGGGGGGCUUAGAAGACUUCACUUUAUCAGCUUUUCUGAAACAGAACAAUGUCAUCUGUGUAUUGUUAACCAACCAGCGUGUCCUCAGGAAGAAAAUCAGCUGAAAAAGUUGGUCAGUCUUAUGUGCUGUUAGAGGUAUGAGGGCAGUUUUCACUUCCCGGUUGCCCACACCGUGGGAGGGUUCUUCUAGAGGUACCUGAAAAGGAAAUUGGGUUAGAAGUGGUCUUAGUGACCUGAGAGCGUGACCACAGUAUCCAAGGGACAACUGCUUGAGGUUGGUCACACACGAACUUUUGGCGAGUAAUUUUCAUGUUAGUUCCGUACUUGUUGGGACCUUACCGCCGGAGCCAAAAAUACGUGGAAUAAGGUGAGGUGUGCAUUUUUAGGGCCGGCCUUUUCUAACCCCACCCUUCCUUAUGGGAAGGUAGCAUCGCUGUUAUGCUGGUCGUCUGAAGGGAACACCUUACUACCGUCACAUCUCUAUACAGUAAGCAGUACGACUUCGCCCUCAAAUCUUGGGUUUACUGCUUUUAGUCUUACCGUUCUUCAACCGACCUGUGUAUCAUGGUAGGACCUUGAAAAACGAUUAGUCCAGUUUGUAUAGCUCGAUUGGUUCAUUACGAUAGACAGGAUCAACCAUCACGUCAAGGUAGCAGCAACGGUUAAUCAUAAGCUCAACACGUAUCCCAUUUUCGAUGGUUAUAUUUCACACCCCCAAGGUAGGACAGUGAACUUUGCAAUAUCCCCAUUCAAUAGUCAGUCGGAUUUCUUGGGGAUAACAUAAUCACUUUACACGUGCCAGGUGUAAGGCGUAUCUAGAACUCUAUUUCUAGAUACUAAUAUGGUUUAAUUACGACCCGUUAAAAGUUAACACAUCGGUCUAUUUUGGUUAUUAUUUUGUAAAUAAGUUCGAUCACUACUUAAUUCUUUGUGACCACUUAGUAUAUUACUUUUGCUGGUCAUUUAUUACUUAGACUCGAUUAUACAUUUGUAUGAUUAUUAAGUUGCUGUAAAUUUUACUCUUCACACUUUUCGAUGUCGUCCACAUCACAUGUACUGUAGCUGGUGUAAAUAUGCAAGGUUCGACCACGGAUCAAAUCACCUAUACAAAUGACCGUCCCCAAGGUUUAUCUACGGAGGCCAAGAUGGUUCUCAUGCAGCAGCAGUUAGCACUACUUCUACAUGCUGAUCAUUGUGAACGCCUUGAAAGGAGGGGGAUGGCAACAAACUGUGCGGAUCGAAAUUGUGGUGAAAUUCGAAGCUUGCUGCCUCAUUUACAGAGUUGCACUCGAGAAAAGGAGUGCAAUGUUCCACAUUGUAUUUCAUCUAAGUACAUAAUGCGACACUAUCGUUCUUGUGGAGAUAUGGAAUGCAAAGUUUGUUCGGCAAUCAGGAAACCCAUUGGGAACUCUACACCAUCAUCAGUAUCAUCCGUUAGUUGCCCACAAAAUGGACUCACUUCAAACCACAAAUCUGACAUAUCAUCCUUAAAUGGCAUCAAAAUAUCAGACUCUCCGCUUCCACACCAAGAGACUGCUUUUACAACUGGUUCGUGUGAAUCACAACCAACGGUUGUGUUGAAUGGUGAGUUCAACCGGGUACCUUUACAUGAAAGCCGCAUCACCGAUCAACAGCGAGAACUAGCUAUGAAAAAAUUUGUGAAUGAUAUUUCUUUAUCAAUCUUUCCAACGGCAAAUCCUACUGCAUACAGUGAUCCCAGGAUGAAACAAUUUCUCGAUUAUGUGAAACGAAUGGAAAAAGACGUUUAUGUAAAAUCUAGGUCAACAGAAGAAUAUUUCAAAACAAUGGCACUCCAUUAUCACAAUAUACAUUCUGAAUUAAAGGAAAAGCGUCGUCUAAGGGAAUCCUGUCCACCACUACAAAAUGGAGAUAUUUCUGAUGUGACACAACCUUCAGACAUGUCAAAUUCUGUUUCAUCAGAAAAUAACUCAUUGAAAGCUAAUUCUUAUGAUCAGGAUCAGUUUUCGGAUGCUUUAGAAAUCGUAUCCAAGCGUGAAGAACAGAUUCAACGGGAAAUUAAAGUUGAAGUUACAACAGAAAGCUCUUCGAAUUCCUCUGACUCUGCAGGAGUUUUAGAAGACAAGGAUAAUAAAGAGGAUUCAAAUUCACCAGAAGUUAAAUAUCGUUCUGUCGCGUCCGUAGAACCUAGUGAAAGCGAAAUAAAGACAAAGAUUGAUGAAAAAACUGAUCUGGAGUCGGAUGCACCUGAGCCCACCAGUUCUGAUGAAAAAAAGGAGGACACCCAGGCUUCUCGAGAACCUAUCAGACGAAGAAUAUGGUACUCUAAUGAACUGUUGCAGCAUUUCCUACCAGUUGUGCUAAAAAUAAGCAAAGAAAAGGAUGCAGAACCAUUUUUGACUCCAGUGGACUGGAAGUUCCUUGAAAUAUAUGAUUAUCCUCAAAUAGUUUCUGAUCCUAUGGAUCUGUCAACUAUACGGAGAAAACUAGAAGACCGAGAAUAUAAGGAUCCUUGGGAAAUAGUCGAUGACUUUUGGUUGAUGCUUAACAAUGCCUGGCUUUACAAUAAGAAGACAUCCAAGGUCUACAAGACCUGUACAAGGUUGGCUGAGACAUUUGAAACUAUAAUUGACCCCGUAAUGCAGUCGCUUGGAUUUUGCUGUGGCAGGGAAUACUAUUACCAACCACCUACCUUAACCUGCUUAACUCCCAAGUUUUGUACAAUAUAUCGCGAUGCAGUUUAUUACGUCUACAAGAGCGAUGGUCAAACUCCUGGGCUUUUGGAGCAAAAAUACACAGUAUGCGAGAGAUGUUACAAUGAAGCUUUGGAUCAAAUAGCCCUUGACAGUGACUCCAGUAACCCAGUGAACGUUCAGAAGAGUUUGAUGGAGAAGUGCAAAAAUGAUAUCAAAGAAAAGGAACCAUUCGUAUUUUGCAAACAUUGUGGUAGGAAGUGGCACAGAGUUUGUGCCAUAUACCUUGAAGAAAUUUGGCCAGACGGUUUUAUUUGCAAUCACUGUAUUGUGAACUAUGGAUUAAAGCGUGUUGAAAAUCGUUUCACAGCUAAGAAAUUGACAACAUGCAAAUUAAGCAACUUUUUAGAAAAACGUGUAAAUGAUUUUUUGAAGAAAAAAGAAGCCGAUGCAGGUGAUGUCAUUAUUCGUGUUCUUGCGGCAGCAGAUAAAACUGUUGAAGUUAAAUCUGGUAUGAAGGCUCGGUUCUGUGAUAACGGAGAAAUGCCUGAGUCUUUUCCCUACAGAGUGAAAGCUAUUUUCGCAUUUCAAGAAAUUGACGGUCAGGAAGUUUGUUUUUUUGGUCUUCACGUUCAGGAAUAUGGAUCAGAAUGCCCACUUCCUAAUACCAGAAGGGUGUAUGUGGCUUAUCUAGAUUCCGUUUACUUUUUUCGUCCCAAACAAUUCCGCACAGAGAUAUAUCAUGAACUUUUGGUUGGUUACAUUCACUAUGCAAAGUUACUUGGUUUCACAAUGGCUCAUAUAUGGGCUUGUCCGCCUAGCGAAGGUGAUGAUUACAUUUUUCAUAUGCAUCCACCUGAUCAGAAAAUUCCUAAACCUAAAAGGUUACAAGAAUGGUAUCAAAAAAUGCUUAAAAAAGCACUCAUUGAACGGAUUGUGGUGGAUUACAAAGAUAUCUGUCAGGAUGCUAAUGAGUCCCAUAUGAUCUCUCCAGCUGAACUUGCCUAUUUCGAAGGUGACUUUUGGCCAAAUACUUUGGAAGAAAUAUUUAAGGAAAUGGAUGAAGAAGAUGCCAAAAGAAAACAGGAGCAAGAAGCAUUGGCUCGCGGUGGUGAUGACGAUGAUGAGGCAAAAGAAAACGUGCAAACUAAAGAAACCGAUGAAAAUCCGGGAAAGAAGAAAGCCAAACGAAGAAAGCUCAAACGUAGUGCUUCUAUAACGAUCACAGGUAAACGAAAGCGCCUGGGUGGUAUAGGUUCAGGUGAUGUUGCAAAUGAAGUUGCACGUCGUGUCUACGAAAUAAUGGAGAAACAUAAGGAAAACUUCUUUGUCAUUCGAUUGCAUCCUCAAAAUUCAGUCGCUGCACUUCCACCAAUUAAGGAUCCUGAUCCACUUAUCAACUCAGAGCUAAUGGAAUGUCGUGGUGCUUUCUUAGAAAAAGCUCGUGAAAAGCACUUGGAAUUUUCAUCAUUACGACGUGCUAAAUAUUCCACUUUGGUGAUGUUAUAUGAAUUACAUAAUGAAAAUCGUCAACCUCUAAUGUACACUUGCAAUGUUUGUAGUGCACAACUGGAAACUCCAUGGCAUUGUAAACAAUGUAUCGAAUAUGACUUAUGUCCCCGAUGCUAUGAAACCGAAAACCAUCCUCACCCUAUGGUGAAAAUAGGUAUUGGACUUGACGAUUGUAACAAAGGACAAGAGCAAAGUAACGAUUCAACUAUUCAGGAAUCAGGAAGAGAUAAAUUGAGUCGUUGGGUAAAAGCCUUGGGUCAUAGCUGUUAUUGUCGUGAUGCAAAUUGUCGUGUAUAUGCAUGUAAGACAAUGAAAUAUCAGGUGCAACACUUUCGUGUACAUUCAACAGAUCGAAAUCAAUGUUCUGUUUGUCGAUUCAUCUAUUAUUUAUGUUGCUAUCAUUCCAAAACUUGCCAUGAAUUGAAGUGUCUUGUACCUUUAUGUCCUAAACUUAAGGCAAAAAUGAAGCAACAGCAAAAGCAACAACGCCUAAAACAAACACAAAUGUUGCGCAGACGUAUGGCCACGAUGCAGCGCUGUAACAGCAUGACUCCUAAUCAUCAACCAACUCCCCCACCAUCUCAAAAUUAUCAACAAUGUUCUCAAUCUUCGACAUCUGAUUGCAUAUCUUCCCCUAUGUCUGUACCUAUGCAGUCAUCGCCAUUUGCUUCUACAGCUGUUACUACUGUUUCCUACAACCUUACCUCUCCACAUUCAAGAAGUCAAUCUUCUAUCCAAUCUCCACAGCAAAGUCCGUUUUUUCACCCUCCUUGUCCAUCAUCUUAUCAGAAUUCUCAACAAACUUCUCAUUCAUCAAAGGCAUAUGUGUCUAGUCCGUCAGUUCCACGAUCCCCGUCAAUAUCUGUUAUGCCAGUCUCUACUUGUGUUCAAAAUCUCCCCCAGUCAACUGGGAUUCAUAAUAAGCCAGUUGGAACUUUAGAAUCGGACCAGCUGAUAAACACACAUGUAGAUAUCAGUAGGACAGGUUAUGCUUUUCAGUCUCAAUCAAAAUAUUCUUUAUCUUGUACCCAGCCUACAACAUCUUUCAGUACCCAGCAACAAAUGCAGCGACAUCAUAUACAGGAACGCCCACAAACAAGCCUUAAUAAUAAUUGGGCCCCCAAUUACGUUGUUUCUCAACAUAGCAUCCAGUCACAUGGAUCUACUUCUGGACACUCAGUCGCACAUCGACCUUUGAUUACAAGCAAUUCAGUUCCCAUAGAUGCAUUAUCUCCAAAACCAUUUGUUCACCAACCAGGUGUGACUCUUAUGGAUGUUGACCCGUCGUAUCCCCAGCAAAUAAUGUCAAGUCGGUUUCAGGGAGAAACUGAACAUAAUAAUCACAUUUUCAAUAAGCAAUCCCAACAAGCGGUUACACACCACCCUUCACUAGCUUAUUCUCAAGUUAUUGAAGGGCAUAAUCCUGGAACCCUUUUACCUCCUAAUCAAACUUCAUCAGGAACUAUUUCCAACUCUAAUUGGAGGCAACCUGGAACUGCACCUCCAGGCAGUACUAUGUAUCCAUCAGGGUCAUCUGUUAGCUCUACUCAACCAAAUACAUCAAUCGUUCGGUCUGCACCUAUGCAAUCUACGUCCUCUCAAUCCAUAGUAUCAACAACCUCGCCUAACACUGGUGUUGUUGUUCCGUGUAGCAUCUCUCCAGAGGAUGUGCGGAUCGUUCAACAAGCAUAUACUACAAUGCGGCAGCGAGGUGCUCCGGCGUCUGAGUUUUCAAGUUGGUUAAACUCCAGUCCACAAUAUGUGAGGGCGUGGCAGUAUAUUCAACAAUCACAUUUACACAACCAACAACAACAGUUAUCUCAAAUGUCCGGAUGUAUGCCUAGUACUUCUACUCCCCAUUGCCCUAUGGGAGCUCAGCUACAUAGUACAUAUUCUGCUUGUCAGACUCCACAAAAUUCUCAGUCAUUUACUGGAUCGCGUUCUUUACCUCCUCAGUCAAGGUAUCCGUAUUCACAGGUUCAACAGCAGCAGAUUAUUGGAAAUCCUCAGUCACACCAAUCACAGUCUUGGUCCUCUUUGCCCACACAACAACCUCGUUUUCGGCAAGCAGUAACUCCUCCAAGUUUUAAUCAACAAUCUAAUCAACAGUUUUCAAUUCCUUGUCAUCAACAAGUUGGUAAACCUCCAUCUACAACUAUAUCUCCAACUCAAGCAUCUAAUUCUCCUCAACGCUACAUGACUCAAACAAAUAUGCCUCAACCUAUGACCAAUCAAAUUCCUAUUUCACCUCCUGCUUCUAACAUAUCUCGAUGUGCUAAUACUGUAAUGCCACAAAUGGCGUCACUUCCACGUUGUACGAACAGCCUCUCAAUGCCUUCCAUGGGUCUUGUAAAUUCUGCUGGUAUGAGUCCUAAUCGGGCAGUUCAACCCUCUCCUCAUUAUUCGUCUGUAAUGCUAUCACAGUUAUUAGGGCCUGGUCAAACAGCUAAUCUUGUUAACACCCCAUCAUCUGUUUCAGAGUAUCCUAAUAUACCAAGUAAACAGCAUCUUGUUCGACAGGAAUUCAUUCCUUCAACAGUUUUCCAGCAGAAAUUAAAUUAGGGCUAAAUAUUGUUGUCCAUUUAUCUAUAUUUCAGCUGACUUUUCUUGAAAUACUUGUGUUAAGUUUAAACUUUUCUUAUUCAGAUGUAUGUAUAUAUAAUAUGAAUUUGAUUAAUGAAUUAUCUGUGAGUUCUCACUACUACUUGUUAUUUUUCUUUAUUACAAAAAUGUGUAAAUAGUACUUUUGACCUCCCAGAAUGCUUUUUUAAAAUUCAUUCUGUAUUAAUUUCGCUGUCUACUUCUCACUUCAAUUUUCCCCAGUGGUGAGAUCAUGUGAUUUUUUGCCAUUUUCUGUAUAUUUGUACAGGCCAUUGUAUAUCUGUACGUGGCUAUCCCAAUUUUUGUUGAGCUAGAUUAUACACACAUUCACAUUGUCAAACCUUAUAUUAAUGUAUUACUACUGAUGUAAUUUUGUUUUCUUUAAUAAGAAAUUUCUUUUUAAAUAUGAAUUCACUCAAAUGUAGUUAUUUCU
Messenger RNA from Schistosoma guineensis, 9012 nucleotides. Lineage: Eukaryota; Metazoa; Platyhelminthes; Trematoda; Strigeidida; Schistosomatidae. The record is from the annotation of a GenBank genome assembly.